CUCAGCGAUCCGACUUAGACGACUAACCAGUGCACAUGCGAUGAAACGUCAUAUCUUCUUUUUAAACCUUGACAAGCAACACCUCCGUCAGUCGUGACCGAACAUUGGAUCGCUUUUGACCGGCACUAUGAACGCCUUCGUCUUUCGCAUCUGCCUCGCCAGCGCGUUGAUUGCAGUAGCCUUUGCGGACAUACCGUCCUAUAUAAAGACAUGCAAACGAAACGAUCCGGAUGCAAAUAAAUGUAUCACCAAUUCGAUUGAACAACUACGAGACAAGUUAAGGACAGGAAUUCCGGAACUGGAUGUUCCAUCGAUAGAGCCGCUCUUGCUGAAAAACUUGCGCUUGACGAGAGGCCCGAAUAGCGCGAGUCUCGAUUUGAACCUCACGGAUAUAGAGGUGUAUGGACCGUCCACAUUCAAGAUCGACGAUCUGAAUGUUGACACGAACAAAUUGCUCUUCACAUACACGGUUAAAUUCGACAAACUCGAGUUCCGAGGAAAAUACUCGAUUAACGCGAAAAUACUGUUGCUGCAGCUGAAUGGAGUCGGAAAUGUUACCGGAUAUUUGCAGAAUUACGGCGGUAAAACCUAUAUGAAGGCUAAAAAAAUCCGCAGGAACAAUAAUACUUAUUUGCAGUUUGACAAGAUGAAACUGGUCAUACGUAUAGCCGAAACCCAUAUCAAUUUUGACAAUUUGUUUAACGGUGACAAAGUUCUCGGACAAGCCACCAACGAGCUUCUGAACGAAAACAGUAACUUGGUCACGCAAGAGAUUACUCCCUUGCUGGAAGAUUCCUUGGCAAAUCUCUUCACAAAUGUCGCCAACAAAAUCACCCAGACCUUCACAUACGACGAAUUGUUUCCGAUUGAUUAACCCCCGCCGACCCUCGUCUCCCGGAUCAAUCGAGCUACAUUGUUUAGUUAAUUCAUUGCGUUAAUUCUUAAGCCGUGACAAUCGGCGAGUUUGCACGGCGACAAGUUCAAUUCUCACUUAUUGUUCUGUUUUUUUUUUUCAUUUGUAUUGUAAUAUUAUAUAGUGUGUAAUUGUAACUAUAUAUAGUCCUAAUGUACAUUGCGAGAGAACUUUUUGGUUCGGAUUAUGUCAAAGGUGUAGAUCGUCGUGCAAGUGCACAUGUUAAGAGAUGUGCAAUUGUAAGGCAAUUGUACUUUAUUUAAGUUCGUUACAUAUCAAAAUCACGCAAAGUCUACCCAAACUUCCCGAAAAACGCGAUGCGACUGAGAGGAGAGACGACGCGUUUCAAAUUGUACGCUUCGAAUAAUCGUUUAAAUAACGCGGAUGGAGCCACACGGGUCCACAAGUUCGCGAGUAAGUUUGGGUGUUGUCGCGUUUAAUAAGAUUCGAAGUAACAAUGAGAUACAUGUGCAAGAAAGUAAAGAGAUGUAAAUAACAAUUUCUCAAAUAAAUCUAGGAAAUCAA
Molecule: messenger RNA, 1438 nt
Organism: Odontomachus brunneus
Lineage: Eukaryota; Metazoa; Arthropoda; Insecta; Hymenoptera; Formicidae
Product: protein takeout-like
Exons: 6
Coding region: 128-874 (248 amino acids)
Source: RefSeq, a predicted model, not a curated record